AUUUUUUCGAUUUGGGUCGGGCUAAGCCGGCGCAAGUAGUUACUAGUACUACAUCCAGUUCCAGUCGAUUUGUACGUGUCUAACGGAUUCAAAGUGCCGCAGGCCCGAAGCAGACGCGAAGCCCAAAAGAUCGCGAUUCGUUCCCUCCUUGAUCUUCCUGCGUUAACGCUUCUCUGUGACUCUGUCUGGCCAGCCACGUAGAUCCCGAUGCUGGCCCAUCUCUGUGAACGUGUCACGUCAACAAGAACGCAUACGGAGGCAGUUCAAUAAAGUUCCACUUGUUCGGUACUCGUCCAACAUAUCUCAAAAGAGAACGACAAGGAAAGAGGGAAGAGAGAACAAAAUCAAAAUUCAUAAAUGGAGUUACAGAACCCCUCACACAGGUCAGGGCAUGUUUAGAUUUCAUAUUACUAUUUAUCAAGGAGCUUGACUUGGGCUUGUCUGAGUGAGCUUGUGCCAACAGAAUUAAAAGUGGUUAUAGAACCAGGUGGAUGCGGAGCUAACAAACUCUGUGGAACAGUCAGUCCGUUGGGAAGAAACCCCGGAGGGGGGGGGGGGUCGUGAGAUACCCUACAGGUUUAGCCAUUCAAGUGCUCAGGAAACCUCGAUAGCAGGUCAAAUUUGUAUAGAUCUCUCAGGGAGGAACUAUUUGAUGGCGGUUUUCCCCUUUAUCUACCUAAAUAUCAGGUGGAAUCGGCCAGUGUAAUAUGCUACAACUUCAAUUUAUCCAUAUCAAGCUACAAAGUUUUUUUGGUGGAAUAUGUCUGUGAAAUGGAUUCAAUUCACAAUUUAGCCCUUCAAGGUGCAUACAAGAAUGUUCACCUACCAGCUAUUAUGAUUGGAGGAUGCUUUGUCCUUGUUGCAUUGGUCUUGUCUAUCCUACUAAUAUUCCAGCAUCUAAGAUCAUACACCAAUCCUGCGGAGCAAAAGUGGAUUGUUGCAAUUGUUUUCAUGGUUCCUGUCUAUGCUAGUGAGUCUAUCUUGUCCUUGUGGAACCCAAGAUUUUCUCUUGCUUGCGAUAUACUGAGGAAUUGCUAUGAAGCAUUUGCUCUGUAUUCUUUCGGAAGCUAUUUAAUUGCUUGCCUUGGUGGUGAAGAAAGAGUCAUAACACUUCUGGAAACUGAAUCAAGAAAAAAACUCACCAAGCCGUUGCUAGAAGACAAGAAACAAGCAGUGCAAAAGAGAUCAUUUCUCAACUUUUUCAUCCGGCCAAGUGUGCUUGGAAAAGACUUGUACACUGUUGAAAAAUUUGGUCUUGUGCAAUAUAUGAUUUUGAAGACAGUUUGUGCUUUCUUGGCCUUGCUAUUAGAGAUCCUUGGUGUUUAUGGUGAUGGAGAGUUCAAGUGGUACUAUGGGUACCCAUACAUAGCAGCAGUUCUGAACUUCAGUCAAAUGUGGGCUUUGUAUUGUCUUGUUCAGUUCUACAAUGUGACGCAUGACAGACUCCAACCAAUAAAGCCACUUGCAAAGUUCAUUAGCUUCAAGGCUAUUGUCUUUGCUACUUGGUGGCAAGGUGUUGGUAUUGCCAUAUUAUGUGCAUUCGGUGUAUUACACAAGGAGGGAAAGUUUCAAAAUGGCCUGCAGGAUUUCCUUAUCUGCAUAGAAAUGGCUAUUGCAGCUGUUGCUCACAUAUUUGUCUUCUCAGCAAAGCCUUACCGUUUCCUGUCUGUUUCUGAGUAUGGAAAGGUCACCACCCAAGAAACUAAAACCAUGAUGAAGUUGCAGGAGGGUGACAUGGAGAAACCGGCUAUCCUUGAUAGAACAGAAACUCAUAAUGAGGCUCCUGGUACAAGUAUAAGAGAAAGCGUUCAGGAUAUUUUUGUUGGCGGCAGUGAACACGUUGUCAAGGACGUUGUGUUGACCAUAAACCAAGCAAUAGAACCUGUAGAGAAGGUUGGGACAAGGAUACAAGAGACAUUUCACCACAUCUCAUUAGGAUCUGGUAAGAAGGAAGAAUGUUCAGAGGCAGAAGUUGAAAAACAUGUUGAUCGGGAAAAUAUCGCAAGAAGUGAGUCUAAAGUGAGCAAGUUUUGAAAAACAAAAAAAAAAGGUAAUCGUUCAAGACAGAGGUGAAGUUGAUGGAUGAACAAAACCAAACCAUUAUGAAACUGCUUGAGUGCUCUACUGAUAAAUUUUGUAUGCAGCAGUCAUGUGAACUGCAGGGAAGUUUAUGAUAUUAGCCUGCCCCAGAGAACUCCUAUGAGCUAUCAGCAUCUUAAUCACCAGAACCGUGGCAAAGGAACGAAGUUCUGCUUCUGUUCUGAUGGCAUCUAGAGUUUUGGAGCAGAAACACCACAAUAUCGCACUCUUAAAAAUCUUUAGAACUGCAUUUGCCAAUGUCUUGAUUUGCACCAUACCAUGGUAAAGCCGCCAUUGAUGGGCUUCUCGCCUUUAUACUCUAGGCUCCAGCUCCCCACCCCAGCUCUCACUCUCUCUUGCAAACCUCGGAAGAAUGUUGCAGACAUUGAGCACCCUACUGAUGAACAAGUAUUGUACUAACGCUUGAAAUUUUGAUUUUUUUCAAGCUGACGUUAAACCUGAUUUUUUCAGGCUGACCUUCAA
Nelumbo nucifera (sacred lotus) is the source of this 2562-nucleotide messenger RNA. RefSeq names its product organic solute transporter ostalpha protein (DUF300). The record is from RefSeq and is a predicted model, not a curated record. NCBI's taxonomy places the organism in Eukaryota, Viridiplantae, Streptophyta, Magnoliopsida, Proteales, Nelumbonaceae.